Lymnaea stagnalis (great pond snail) is the source of this 24061-nucleotide messenger RNA. The record is from the annotation of a GenBank genome assembly. Lineage: Eukaryota; Metazoa; Mollusca; Gastropoda; Lymnaeidae.
GGAAUGCAUACAAAUGUAGAAAUCUUCUUGAAAAAUUCUAUAAGUUAAGUUUCGAUUGAUUUUAUUUCACCAACCUAUUCAUUUGAGUCAUUGAUCGCUUAGACUUGACUUGGCAGUUGUGACGUCAUAUUGAUGGCUAGCGCCCCCACGACUAACACGAAAAUUGUAAUGGCGACCAUGCAAAUAUGAUAGAAGACGGCCCAGGAUCACAACACGGAGGCCAACUUGGGCCCGGUUCAGGUGCAUUAGGCAUGGUUACUAAAUCACAGCAAGAAGAUGGAAUUAAACAGCGUCCCCAGUAUUCAAUGCCAGGGAUCCUCCACUUUCUCCAAACAGAAUGGGCAAGAUUCGAAAUGGAGAGGUCUCAGUGGGAAGUGGAACGAGCUGAGUUACAAGUGCGUAGAUUGCCAUUAAAAUAAAUCAACUUUGUUAACAGUUUGCUUUGUUUCAAACACAAAGAAACCUUUCCUUUAAUCUUGUACUAUUUCUUGUACUACUGUAUACCGCUUUCCUUUAUCCAUGGCCAUUACAUUAAACAUGGAAGUAUCUCUUAUGCCACUCUAUUACUAUUACUAUUAUUUAAUUAUUAAUGAUUAUUAUUGUUGUAGUUUUAUUACUACUUUUAGUUUUAGCUACUACUACCUAAAAGAUAAUAAUACCUAAGUUAUAAUUAUAAGGCUCUCCUGACUGUCUUUUCAGUUCACCCUUUCCAACUUUUUAACUUUCCGUAAUUUGUUUAUGUCUCAUAAUUAAAGAAUGCAAGUCUCCUAGCCUACCUAAGCUCUAACUCUAUCAAAAAUAAUAAUAUCACUCACCUUGGUCUUGGAUUGGGUAUAGAAAUUUAUAAAUUUGAUUGAUGAAUGAAAUAUAUGUUCAAAUGUUGACAACAAUGACAUAUUAACAUUAUUAGGGGGCUAAUUGGGGUAGUAGGCAAAAUACUAAGAUUACUAUGAAAGUGGGAGGUGUAAAGAUCAUGUGAAUGUGACAUCAUACAUAUAAAACCUGAAAAUCAUGGUGAUGUUUAACUUUCUAUUAAGUUAUAAUGAUGCUAUUGAUACAUGGCAAUAUAAAUUUAAUUGUGAAGUGUGAUUUGGAUUAAAUUUUAAGUAGUUGUUAAUUUUUUAGUUCCAAAAUUUUUUUUGGGUGGUGUGGGGGAUGGUGUAGUAUGUGACAGGGUUGGGGGGAGGGGGAUAAAUAUUGUCAAAAAUAGAUUUAUGGACAGGCCCUUGUAGACAUUCAUUAGCCUAAUAUGUAAUUUGUAAGCCUAAGAAAGAAUAUUGAACCUAAACUCUAGCACACUAAAAUCUAGUCAUCCACUCAGUCUCAUCUUGAAUUCUUGAGAAUAAUUUAAAAUUAUUUGGAGAUAAUAUGAAAUCAAUUUAAACCUAAAGUAGUUUUAUUUUUAUAUAGGCAUAGGGAUGGGCCUCAUUACCUGUGUUUAUCCAUCUUGAGGCGGUUGGGCCGAUCAAUUGACCCAGAGUGUUAAGGCGAAAAAAUACGUAAGGCUGAUCUAUCUGCCCAAUAAUUAUAAUACAAGCCUCAGUAUUGGAUGCUUCUAGCAUUUCUUGCUCAUAUCGCCAUUUUAAUGUUGGCUUCCAUUGAUAUUUUACGGUAUUCUGUCAUUUUAUAUAAAUUUUCUUUGGUACCAAGUGACCUCUAUAAAUGCUUCAAAAAUAUGUGACCUUGUAAUAUGCCAAAAGGCAUGACAGCCCCAGGGGAAUGUUUUAUGCAUUUUUCAAAUUGAAUCUCAUUUAAAUAUGAGUUAGGACUUACAUAGGCUUCAACAAUCAUACCUUUUUUGUUAAAUCAGGACGGUAAACAAUUUUAUUUUCAGUGUAAAAAAUUUUUUUAAUCUCAUUUGCUUAAUGUUGAGAUUUCAGUUUGAUAGAUUAAGAUCAUAUUAUUUUAUUCCAUCCCCUACAAAAUAUAUAAAGUUAAUAUUUGUAAAAUAAUGUUUAUUUUUUAAUAAUUUUUUUUGCAAAAUAAGUGCAGGGCUUGUGAAAAGGACUCCAUCUUUUUGGCACAGUCAGUCCAAAAAGGCUCCAUCUCAAAAGGGUUUAAGAUUUAGUACUUAAUUGAUGAUAAUUAUUAGGAAUAAAACUUGUAUGCACUUAUUCAUAAUUAUUGUCUAGUUUAGGCUGCUAGUGUCAAUGUGUUUGCAAUCAUAAUCCUGUGGACCAAUAGACUAGGCAUAUUAAUUAUUAUUAAAUCUAACUUAGGCUAACAUAUUUAUUCAAAUAAAAGCUAGAGCUUAUAAACAUUAUAAAUAUUGUCCCUUGUGCUUAACCAAGGAAUCUUUAAUCUGCUGAAUAUGAUUGAUUGGCCCAUAUUAAUAUAAUAUUAACUGUUAAUAGGCAUACAUUGUCAUUAUUUAUACAAAAAUAUAACAUCUCUUUAGCAACAUACAUUUUUUUAAAAUCUUGUUUUUACCUACCUAGUACUACACAAAUUGUUCAAAUAACAUUUCUGUGAAUUACUGUGAAAUAUUAACUGUCUUCCUUCUUAUUAUUCCUGUGACAUACUCAGACUUAAUGGAUUAUGUGCUUUUUUUUUCUGGUAAACUAUGUAUUGAAAAGUUCCAAUUAACAAUUUGCACCUGAUCAGCUGAAAUCAAAGUGUAACUGGCUUAGAAAUGCUCAGAUACUUCAAUUUGACGAAAAAAAUGUGUGGACUUGUACUUAUUGAAAUCAGUUUUUGAAUGUUAAAUGUGAACUCUAUUUUAUUUGCAAACGAAUGUUAAUUGUUAAAAAACAUUUCUUUUAAAAUAUCAACAUUUUUGAGCACAUGUUAAUAUCAUUCAAUGGUCUAUCAUAAAAAAAAUUAUGUUAAACUUCUAAACAUUUAUUUAGGAAUUUGUCCCUAAACUGACUCAUCAAGCAAAAUAUUAAUUCGAGCAGAAAUAAAUUUAUUAUCUAUUAAUUACUUAAUUUCAGGCCAGAAUUGCAUUUUUGCAAGGAGAACGCAAAGGACAAGAGAAUUUAAAGCAAGACUUGGUGAGGCGAAUUAAGAUGCUUGAAUUUGCCUUGAAGCAAGAAAGGUAAAUAUUAUUAAAUUGAUAUACUUUCAUUGUUCCUAUUUUAUAUAGUAAAACUGAUGACUAACUUUUGAACAAUAAUAAUAUUUAAAAUUGUGAUCUAGGAGACAGCUUCAAUUACAUAAUUUGUGGAAAAAAAUAUUUUUUUUUAUAUGUAUAAAAAUUCCAGCCUUGAAAUAAGCAGUAAAAAAAAUUGUAGAUUAAUCAGUAUCUCCUUUCGGUUCUAUUGAUCAAUCUCAAAAUCAGCCUUUGGGUAUUAGAGUAUGCUAUCCAGAUGUUAGGUGUAAAUGCAUAUGGUUUUUAAAAAAGCCUGGCUGUUAUGCAUUUGAAUCGCUUGUGGUCAUGACUUAAUAUAGAAUGUGCAGUUCAUUUAAAUGAUCCACUUUAGGGGUGUCAACUUUCAUGGUAAGCCACUCUGUAUUCAUUGUUAUUCACAAUUCUUAACUUUAAAUUAAUUUCAUUUAAUUUUAGAGCAAAGUACCAUAAGCUUAAAUAUGGUACAGACUUAAACACUGACGAUUUAAAGCCUCCAUCUUUUGACAAAGAAAAUAAAGGUAUUUCAUAUUUUUUCCUUGUCAACUUCUUCAUUUAACUUGUUUAGUUUACUAGCUAAUUUAGAUUUAAAAAAUUAUAAAUGAAACCUGAAUGAGAUUUUUAAAAAUGAUAAUUGAAUGAACUCCUCUUAAAUGUUUUUUUAUUUUAUGCCUUUAGAUGACCAAAUAGAUGGGGAGAUCUCAUUAUCAACUUCUUCAGGAACAAGCAACGCCACUUGGCGACAAGGACGACAGCUUCUUCGGCAGUGAGUAAAAUGGUUUAUGCAGCAAUUUUUUUUCCUUUUUAUUUGUAUUAUCUAAACUGUUGAAAGUAUCUAUUUGCUGAUGUAAACUAAAAUGUUUAUAAAAAAAAUCUUUAGAUACCUCCAAGAAAUAGGCUACACUGAUACCAUUAUUGAUGUACGUUCAGCACGAGUACGGUCUCUGCUUGGCCUUCAAACACAGACAGCUGAAAGUGAUGCAGAUAUUUCACAGUCAGUUCUUGUUAAUGGAGAAAAUCAGGCUAAUAAGCGAGAUAACCAGGGGAAGAGGUACACUUACUUAUUAUUUUGUAUAAUAUAAAGUUCUGAUGACUAAACUUGUAUCUGAUGUGCUGCUUUGGUGGGUGCUUUAGAGCACCUGACUGCUUGGACAAUCAGUUUCCUUUUCUGGUUUAAAUUAAAUAGCUAUAAUUUUGUAAAAAUUAAAUUUGUGCCUAUUAUUAUUAUAAUUAUUAUUUUUCUGAUCCUACAUCUUUUAUUUGAUAAUUACAUUUAUAAAGAGGUAUUCCAAUUUUUGUAAACAGGGCUGGUUUAAAGAAAUUAAGCAACAUGGCAAAUGAUAGUGCACUCAUUGAUGCUGAGAAUGCUGUAAUGACCACUUUUGAUUUUCUUAAUUCUGGAAAUGUUGUGGAGGAUGAUGAUGAUCUUAGGUAAACACCUUUUUCAUUUAUUUAGGAAUUCAUGUUUUUAUCUUGUUUUUUUGUUUUGAAUAAUGUGUUAUGUGGUUGAAAUAUAAAAAAAUAAUAAAUUGCAAUUGUUUAUAUGUAAAAUUUUAGAAAUUCAAAACAUUUUUUUUUGUUGCUGAUAAAUUUGUAUUUGUUUUUAUGUUUUUAAAAUAUUAUGGAAACAGCUAUAAAAAUGUUGCUGAAAAUAUAUAAAGCAGAGUGGUGAAGAGAUAUGCCUGACAGUUUUACAUAUAAACUCAAGGAAAUGCAGAUCUUGAAGACUGUAGCCUUUAUUUGGUACUAUCAGUGUUGUAUAAAAAAGAAUGGUGUAAGAAAAUGAAUCCUAAGAGAAAGCAUAAGAAAAAUUUGUAAGAAAAAGGACAAUAUCUGUAAAGAUACCAAUAGUACAGAUAAACAAUGUCCUGACUAACAUUUGAAUUACACAGCUAACAAAUAAACAUGCUAAACAACUCUGUCCCUGUCAACACCGUCUUACAUUCAGAAUCGCUGUGAGAUGUGAGGGCUAACAUACAGGUCUAGAAAUUACUAUUGUGUUGUUAUCCAUGUAUGGUGUCUAUAUAAGAUGCACCCAUAGCAGGACAGUUACUACAAUGGUAUAAAGUAUAACAAUCGUUAGUUUAAUACUUGUUGCAUUAAUCAAAUGCUGUAUUUUUAAGACAAAAGCGCAUUGCAGAAUAAUUAUUUAAUACAGCUGCUAAUGUUAUCCUAACACAUGCACCAUUACCUAUGUGAGAAUUUAGCACAUGGCAGGAUAGUUAGCCCUCUACACAUAUUUUACAUAUAUUUGCUGGUUGAAUACUGUUGUAUCAAUCACUUAAAAGCACAUUGCAGUAUGUGUAACCAGAAUGAUAUAACAGUUCGUGUUAUGCUCACGUACACUCUGGUAUAUAAUAAUUCCUUUUAAAAAUUCAGUGGACGGCUGUAUGCUCACAAUAUGGUUACAAGUCAAAUUGACGCAGCUAACAAGUGAUUAAAACACUGCCCAAUAUAAGUAAUGAACAGAAAUCUUCCAUUACAAAACCUAACAAUUGCAUUCUACACAGAAAUAUAAAGGCGUAUUUGCUUAUACUUACAAAGUGUCCAAAUGUGCCAGUGAAUAAUGGCGCGCUUUAGGGAUGCGAUUAAAACUUUGAAUGGCAAAACACACACACUAUUAAUAGGGUUGCUCGAAUAUCCUAGAGAGCAUCUACGUCACACUUCCAACAAGACGGUCUAUUACUUGACUUUUGGCAAUCCCUAGAGACUGCAACCUGUAUAAAAGUCAAAAUCUUGGUCCAAAACCCUGAAAACUUAUGUGUGUCUGUUUAUGUUUUGUCUCAGCCAUCUAAGAUACAAAUUUAUAUUUAUAUAAGUUAAAUGGUCUUUGAAAUAUUUUAAAUAAAAGGGUUUAGGACCCCCAUGGAUGAAUGUGAAAACUCCCUCAAAUACUUAAUAUUGCUGUAUCCUCUAAAGCUUUAGACUUGCAAAGAUACUACGGAAUAGAGACUAAAAUCCCCUUUCCGACAAGAUAUAAUUUAUAGCAUAAUUACCUAGGGGUUCCCGAGAAAUAACUUAUUGAACUUAUACAAAAGCACACAUAGUGGUUUCAUAUCUUUAAAUAUUUUAUGCAGUGUGGGAGUGGAUGUUCAUGUUAUGUUGUGAUAACCUAACCCAAAGUUCAAAUUCCACGGCAGUGUUGGGUGGUGAAUGUUCUGAAUAUGUAAAAGCAUGGCCUACAAUGCCACAAUCUAUAUUUUCCAUUUUAAAAAUUAUUGUGAAUAUUUCAUGUAAUUUUCUUAACUUUCAAUUUGAAUUAUUCUCACUGUAGUGAUGAAAAUGAAGAUGGAAUGGCUGCAGACGAUGAAGCUGAAGAAAGAUUAGAACGGAAAGGAAUUAAACUAAAGGUCUGAUGGCGUAUUUUAUCAUUUCUUCAUUGUUCACGGAUUUGUAGUUUUACAUUUGUUAUUGUUAUUGAUUGUAGUAGCAUUCUUACAAGAGAGAUGAAGGUAGGGCUCUGCUCAUUAGUAUUUUUUUAAUCUUUCGCCAAAUAUCAAGCUAAAUGGAUUUUGAAUUAAUGCUGACAUGAGUCUAUUUUUGUUUUCUAACAUUUGUAAUUGAAUCAGCACAGAAUUUGUGACACAGUGUUAAGAAAUAGCAACAAAAAUCCUUGUAUUACUCAAUCCCUGUAGCUACAGUUUUUAAAUGCAGUGUGUGAACCCAUUUGUGUUGUUCAUUGAAAGCUCUGUGGAAAAGCUGAGAAUGGGGAAUCUCAGUAUUAGUCUGCAAUGCAGUCAUCACAUUAAUGUACUUAUCACACAAGCUGCCUGUUAAGAAAUGUGUUCACAUGAUGUUCAGUAAGAUUUAUUUUACUGACUCCUUGCUGGGCAUAUCAAGCUUGCACUGUCUCUUGACGUCCAGAAAAUAUUCAGAUGCGAACUUACAUUUGGCAUUUUUUUAAGGGUCUGCGUUAUCCUAGAUCCAGGCUGACCUAUAAAAACAUACAAUACACUAUCUUUGUUUAAAGCAUUUUGCUAUGAUUGAGUUAAUCAUGGAGUGACUUACUGACUGUUCCUAGUGUGGAUGAACACAGAAAAAAGUCUUACGGAGUGCGCUCUUUUGAAGAGACUGUCCCAAAAUUAUGGAACAGUUUGCCUCAAUCUUUGAGGGGAAUUGAAAAUGAUAAAAAAUCAUUUAAGAAACUAUUAAACAUUUUUUUGCUUAAAUAGAUUUCGGAGGACCAGGGCGCAGUGAGCAUGCUAAAGUGGCAUGGAUACCGGCGCGAUAUAAAUAUUAAAAUCAAUCAAUUCUAUUAAGAAACCAAUAGUAGAAAAUACUUAAGUAAUACAAAAUGCAAACGUUGAAUCAAUUAAAAAUCACCCUUGAAAAUAACCUCAAGGUAAUUGUAUUUCCAUUUUACUAAAAGAGUAAAUGAAUUUUCAGAAUGAUAGCAAUGAAGGCUUAGAUGAAACAGACCCUGACACAGUAGAAGCACUAGCAGAAUUUCACUUUUUAGAAACAGAAAUAGGUGAAGUAGCAGGUGAGACUUACAGUUCUGAUGGCUGGGGUAGAUCAUUGUAUUCUGGCCCUUGUCACAGAAAUUUUUCCACAUUCUGUUCUUGGGCAGAGAAUUUAUCUCUUUAAUUUUUUUUACCAUAUGUAGGUCAUCUUCAUUCAAUGAUCUGCAAGAAAUUUAAAGCUCAUUAGUUAAAUUUUCUUUUACGUGAUGUUAAUUGAAAGUUGGGAUUUAUUUUUUAAAAGUAUAUUUUGGUAAAAAAAAAGGUUGUUAAAUCUUUAGCCUUUUGGUAAAAAACUUUGUUAUUAUUAAAAGUGGGAUCAUGGUAUCUUGUUUUAAAAGUCUCUUUGUUUUCUUGCAUAUCUUUGUCUAGUAUUCUACUUGUGUGUCAGUUGUUGUGACUUUAGUGUGCAUAAACACAUCAUAUCAGCUCAUAUUCACAUGUUUGUCUGUAGCAAUUAAUGUUGGUCUUACAAUGAUGUUAAAUUUUAAAUGCUUCAAAUUUCAAGCUCAAUGAAUUUUUUGUUUAUCUUUAUGAUGCGUAAAUCUUGCUGUAUAGACAUUUUUAAGCGUGAGUUAUUUUUAUCUGUAAAGUGUAUAGAAUUCAUAAAAUGAAAGUGAAAUAUUUUUAGUGCUAUCAAAAUAGCAAUCACAUUCUGCAAGUUUAUUGAAAUGGAAGAUUGACUUUUUUUGCAUUGCUUUAACAUCAUUGUUACCCAAUUGUAAAUGCACAUAUUUUGCUCGCUGUUUUAUCAUGUCUUUUAAAUUUAAUUUAGAGACAACUACUAUGCACAUCAACUUUUUGUUCCUCUUAGUAUAUAGUUUUCCUGUUUAUUUUCCCUUUUUAUUUGUUAAUCAAGCAUUGGUUCCCUUAUUUAUCGUGUUAUCAUUCAAGGUAUCAGCAUUCUCCUUUUUUUUAAAUUUAUAUUUUGUUUACUUAAUAUUUAUUUGGAAAGUCCAAAAUUUCUUGACUUAAAUGGGCAAGAUAUUUUGAAGCAAGUAUUUUUAUAAAAAAAUUGUUACAAAAUAUUACAUUUUAAUUUUUUUCUAAUCUUUCUGUCUUGUCCUUCAAAAAAAUCAGAUUUUCCCAUUUCUAUUUCUAAUACUUUAUAUCAUUGUACUAACGAAUAACUCAAAUGUUUAAAAAUCUUUUGAACAUAAUAGUUUUAGAAAGCAACUUUAACAUGUUCUCUUUGUUUAACUAUAUAUUUAAAAAGAGUGCUUUACAUUACGAUGUGCUCACGAAUCUGUUCGCUGUCACUUGUCUUAGUGUUCUUAUUAUUGUAAUGGUGUCAAAACAGAGAAGCACGACACCUCCUCGGGUGAGGACGAGGAGUGGGUGGUGGAUCAGCGACAUAUAUCUGAACUCAAAGAGCAGUAUAAGAAGGAAAGAAAGGGAAAGAAAAAUAGUAAGUGUUGUAACUGUGUACACAGUUCAUGCUUGUAUUUGUCCUCCAUAUUUUUCAGACAGUUACUUUUGGGAAUUCUUGUUUAUAGUUUUGCAUAAACCUCUGAUGAAUGUUUAUAUCAAUUUUGAUUAAAAAAGGCUUGAUUAGUUUGUAAUUAAACUACAUUUUUGUAAGAAAACCUAUUACUUUUUCAGUGUAACUAAGGAAUCUGAAAUGAUAGGAUGCUUAAAGCAUUUAGAUUUUUAUCUAUUUGUUAUUGCAUAGGGAGUGCUAGCUAAGAAAAAGUUUAACAAUUGUAUGAGUUUAUGAUCAAAUUUUAGCAAUUAAAUUGUAAACUGAUGAGAGAUUGUAAUUUUAAUACAUAUCAAAAUAUUUAUUGUCAAAAGUGUGAUUGGAGUCUGGAAUUCAAAUUUAAAAAAUGACAUGAAAUAAAAAAAUAAGUUUACAUUUUCCUUAUUUGAUGCAGCUAUUAUUGUUAAGCAGCAUGCUGAUGUGAAUCUGGUUUUAGAUUUAGGAUAUAGCUUUAGAUUGGAGUGCACAUUGUUUUUGGGAUCAUAAUAUUAAUUUCUUAGAAUAUUAAAAUUAUUUUGUCGUCAUUACAAUAAAUAUAUAAAAUCUUAUAGACUUACACAAUUUUAGAGAUACAAAGAGUUGUUAGGCAGUGUAUUGAUUUUAAGGUUCAUGUGAACAAAAUUCAAUGUUUAAAAUAACUACCCACUUAUGUUGCACCAUUAAAAAAAAUUAAUUUAUAGUUGUAACCUGAUAUAUAUUUUUUUAGAAAUCAGAAAGUAAUUGAAGACCCUUGGGCUAAACCUAAGUCACAUUUUUGUCAAAAUUAAAUCUAACCUUUUCUUAUCCAGUAGACAAAUGUACCGCAUACAUUUGAACACAUUAAAAUGCACUUAAGUCCCUUAUUUAACAAACAAAAAAAAUGAAAAUGAUCACAUUUUAUAGACCCAAGAAUAUUUGAACUUGAUUAUCUUAAAAUUGGUAUCUUGUGACUAAUUACUUUUAGCACUGUGGUCUUUAAUUGGUAAAUUGGGUCUUUCCAUAACCGUGCCUUAAUAAUGCUACCAUAAUAGGCUGAAAUAAAAUAAUUUCAAUAUUUAAGGAAAAAUUUCCCCUUAUUAUUUAAAUUUUUUAUAUUUUUGUUAAACAAUUAAAUCAAUAUAAUAUGCAAGCCUUUGUAAUACAUGACCCUUGCAGAUGAUCCAUUUAAAAAAUCAACGACCUAAUGGAAUUAAUUGUAUUAUUAAUAUAUCUUGACCUGAAGACUAUUUCUGUAUAAUGUGAACUGAAGUUGUUUUACAGAUAUUUCUGGGACUUCCUUUAAUUAUAUUCUGCAAUGCAUGUUAUGAACAAAAUUUCAGCAAUAGUUUCCAAAUUAUAAUUUUUUGCGUUUUGGACACUAGGCGCAUAUUAAAUUUUUUUUACACUGCAUGAUUUUUUAGUGAUAUUUUUUUCUUAAUUCAAUUCAUUUCAGUAUUAUCAAUAAUAUAAUCUUCAUUUCUUUGACUGAUAUGAAUUGAAAAAGCACAAGGGAUAUACACACCCUAGACAGAUUUGACAGUGAAGUGUUUAUGCCUAAUACAAACAUGAGAAACUUCAUUUUAACUGCUUGAUUUCAUAUAGUGUUGCACGUAUGGGCUUUAUUUAGUUUGUGCUGUACUGUAGUCUGAUUGCUCUUUGCUAUGUGGCCACUGUGCCUUACAGGGCCGACUCGGCAUGCCUUGCAGGCCAUGCUUGCCAGUCUGGGCAGUGAAGAAGACAUAACUGCAGUCGGUGACAGCCCACACUUAUCUGCUGGUGAGGACAGGGAUGACGGUAGGGAUGAACUUCUAUGAAGUAUUCAUAUUACGGCAAAUAUUUCUAUAGAUGGCUUACCUCACACUUGUGUAAAAGAGGAAAUAUUUUGCUUUGCUUAAAUUUAAUUGGAAGCAGCUGCAUUUAGAAAUGAUAAAGGGCCAGCUCAAUUAUAUUUGAAAAUGUAUUAAGUGGAUGUGUGCUACUUUUUUUUACAUGUAAGUUUCAUAUAAUUUUUAUCAGUUGGAGAAAAAGUUAUUUUUCCCCAGGACAUUUUUUUGCUUAUAAAUUGUUGGUUGUUGAGUCAAAAUCUUUUAGUUUAUAGUAUUAAUAUUGGCAUGCAAAAGUUAGCUUAAUUGAUUAAAUUGUUAAACAGCAUUGCUUUUACAUUGUUAUGAACAAGAUGAAAAAAAACAAAGGUUAAAACUAGAAAAUGUUCACACUGUACUUUUUAUCUUGAUUUUUGCAAGUGCUUCAUAUAUAACUUUUCUUUGAUAUAAAAUGUAUUUCAAUAAUGGGUUAUGUAGUUCAAGUGAAAAUAACUUGAGAAUAGAACCUUAAUCUCCUUUUCAAAUAAUUUCCAAGAGAAUAAAUUUUCAAACCUCACUCUUUAUAUCUAUAUUAUUUCAUAAUCAUUUUCUAGCUUUAGUUUUAUCUCUAUUAGUAUUAAUCUUAAUUGUUUAAAACAUUUGUAUAAGAGCAGUAUAAGUUUAUAAAAAAAUUUUUUUUAAAAUCUAUUAGUUUUCACUUAAAUGUAAGGUUGAAUUUAAAAGAAACAGAAAUUUCUCUCUGAAAUACAUCAGCUUUCAAUCAUAUAGUGAAUGCAUCAAGGAAGUCGUACUAUAUGGGUUUUAUCAGACUCCAGUUUUGAAACGCUGCUUGAAAAAUAAAGUUAUCAAUGCUUUUCCAUAAAAUUUUGUUGUAUUUUCUGAAUGUGCUUUGCUUUUUAUUAAUGGCAUUAAGCAUGUUUUGUGGCUCCUCUUCGUAUUAACCCUUCCCUCUUGUGUUUUUAUUACUGCACAUAAAUAAUUUCAGUCAUGUCUUUCAAUAAAUCAAAUAAUUUUGAUCAAAGUAUGAAAGCAUCCCUAUGAUCCUUUCAUUCCUUUUAUUUUUAUUAGUGUUGCAUUUUAUCAAAGGAAAUGUAUGUCUUACUAAAGUAAACUUUUAUAAUCUCAGAUGAGACUCAAGCUUUGUGUCCCAGCUUAAUUUUGAGUUUAAAAUUCUCUUUAGCAACAACUUUAAAUUGCAGCAGAUGUAAUGACCUUUUAAUCUUUAUUUCUAAGAGCCAAAAAUAAAUGUACAUUUUCCUUAAUCUUAAAAUUAUAAUUCAUCAUCAGAUGUACCCUCUGGUGGACAAGUCAGCUACGCCCGUAAACCUAUGAUGGGCUUGCAAGAUGAUGAGGAAAAUAUUGAUGGUGGACUAGGGCUUGGUGAGUUAGCAGGACUAACUGUCAAUAAUGAAGCGGAUCCCAUGAAUUAUGAUGUAAGUAAAUUCUAUAGCAAAUAAAAUAAAUAUUUUGUUAACUUAGAAAAUUGAAAUUUUUUAAUAGUGCCACACUCAGACCGAUCAUAUGUUGUGAUUAAAUAAGAUUUUUAGUUUUGUCAAGGAAAUUUUAGAAAUUAGCCAUCAUUAAUCUAUGUAUUUUUGGACCUGCAUCCUCUUUUUCUAGAUAUCAGCUCCUAAAGAAGUAUAUAGAAAAACCUGGAAUGCUAAAUAUACUCUGCGUAGGUAGGUCUUAAAUGGAUUUCAAUUCUUAAAUUAUUCCCGCCAGUAUAAUGGCUUAAUUACUUGGUCACUAUGCCUGAACAAAGUAACAUUAAUUUUCAGGUGAAUUUAAAUUAUUUCAUGGUACUUUUAUGGCAAUAUUAUUCAAUGAUAAAAAAUUAUGACUAAUUCACCCGGAAAUAGUUAAAAUUUAUGAUCAUAAUAACAUUGAUGUAGAAAUGCUGGUAUCGUACUAUAAAUUGAUUUUUAUGACUAAAUUUUGUAUUUUAAAGCCAUUUUGAUGGUGUCCGAGCAUUGGCAUUUCAUCCUGUAGAGCCUGUUUUACUAACAGCAUCAGAGGAUCAUACUCUGAAAUUAUGGAAUUUACAGAAAACUGUACCUGCGAAAAAGUAAGUGCAUUCUCUUUAUCAUUUAAACUAUAUGGUGAGUCUUCCAGCUACGCUCCUGGAUAAAAUUCAAAUAGCACAGAAUAAUGCGGCUCGCAUUGUUCUCCGCAAACGCAAGUUUGACCAUGCAAAAACACUUCUGAGAAAGUUGCACUGGCUGCCGGUGCGUGCUCGCAUAGAGUACAAAAUCGCAACUUUGUGCUACCGCUGCUUACAUGACAUGGCGCCGUCCUAUCUGAAAGAGCUGCUGACGCCUUAUGUAUCCACUAGACGACUCCACUCAUCCGAUAGUGGCAAACUCUCGACACCACGUGUUUGCCUUGAGACUUACGAAAAGCGCACUUUCGCAUUUGCUGGUCCAACAAUUUUGAACGCCCUUCCUGUCGAUCUCAGAAACAAGCAGACACUGGAGUCCUUUAAAACCGAUUUAAAGACACAUCUAUUUCGCAAACACCUUCUGGGAUGAUUGUCUAACUUAUUUUCCAGUUAAUGCCUCUUGGCUGUAUUGCUUAUGGUUGAAAUGGCUAGAAAGACUUUGACAUUGUAUGCUUGUAAUUAGUUUUUGUAGUGUUGCGUUUGUUUUAAAUGCGGUAAAUUAUAGAUUUGUUUUUUGUUGAUCUUUGUACCGCGCUUCGAGCCUUUGGGGAUGAAGCGUGUUUUUGAAAUAAACUUUAUUAUUAUUAUUAUUAAAGAAAUGUUAAAACCCAUUGUUAUUAAAAUAAAUUAUUUAUCUUAUUUGCUAACUCGUAAUUCUCAACAAAGUAUAAGGCAUUGUAUUGGAAAAUGCCUUUAUGUAUGAGAAAACUUUUAUUUUAAAUAAAAAAUUGUGGCAAUUAUUUUUGUAGAUGUUUGAUGAUUUAAAAGAAAUAAACCUAUAAAUUAGUAUUUUUAAGGGUUGUGUGUGUUUUUAAAUCAGACAGGCUGUCAUUUUAAAAUGUCACUUUAUUUUUUUCCUUGCGUUAGUUUUCUCACCAUCACCUACCACCUCCUUGAUCCCUGAUCUCCACUUAUCCUCUCCAUGACCUCUAAUAAUCAUCACUACCUUCUCCCACCCUUUACCCCUUUAUUCUCCCUUCACCCUCAGCACCACUUACUAAGUAUUAAAACUCUUGAAAUUUUGUUGUGCUUCCUAGAGCUGCAUCUUUAGAUGUUGAGCCUGUAUAUACAUUUCGUGCCCAUGUGGGGCCAGUGCUGAGUUUAGCAGUUAGUCCAUCUGGGGAGCAGUGCUAUAGUGGUGGCAUGGACACAACAAUAAGAUGUUGGAACAUACCAAAAUCUGAUAUCGAUCCAUAUGAUUCUUUUGGUAAGUUUUGACAAGUUUUAUACAUUAUUUGUGCUACAUUAGCAGUUACAAAAUGUAACUUGGCAGUUACAAAAUUUAACUUGUACUUAGAUAGCAAGUUCUUGUGGUUUCAGAUCCUAAUGUCUUGUCAGACACUCUUGAAGCACAUACAGAUGCAGUAUGGGGAUUAUCAAUACAUAGCUCUAAAAAUCAGUUACUCUCCUGCUCGGGGGAUGGCACUGUGCGGCUUUGGAGUCCAGGAAACAAAUCACCACUUCUGAAUACUUUCACUGUUGAAUCUGGUAAGCAAAAUAUUUUCUACCUACUACCUUAUAACAGGGUUUGCACAGUCUUUGACGGUCUUUGAAGUUUUGGGGAAAAUGUAAAAAAAAUUACCAAGGCCUGGAAAGUUUGGGAAAAUUGACCAAAGAAAAUUUGUCUUUGAAAGUUGGGGAACAUGAUUAAAAUAAUGACAUGCAUAAUGAUCUGUAACUCUUUUAGAAAGAAAUUUGUUGAUUGGUUGGUAGAUUUCUUUAAGUUAAUAAAAUUGAUCUUAAGUGAACAAUAGCACAAUAACUGCACCUGUUUUGGCUAGGCCUACAUGUUCUAAAAAUGUGUUGGCCUUUGUUCUAAUUUUUUAUAUGGAUUACGGACCGUUGUAUAUACUUAAGUGUGAUAAAGAAUUUUAUAUCUAUGCUAUAAUUAGGUGUUUUUUCUUUUCUUAUAAUAUAAUAAAAAGUUUUAAAAAAGGUCUUUGAAGGUUUGGGAAAAGUUUGUAAAUUCUGUACCUCAAGUCUGUCUGAACAUGUAUUAAUAUAAAUAUAAUUGUUAACAUUUUACCCUGAAAUCUUUAAUCAAACACUGUUAACAAGCGUGUAAAGCCGACCAAGCAGACUCAUAAAACACCAGUUAUGACUUGUUCGUUCCUUUAAAAACUUCUCUUUUACUUGUAGAUGAAGGGGUUCCAACAUCUGUAGACUUUGUACGUUGUGAUCCAACACAGAUGGUUGCUAGUUACACAUCCUCUAAUACUUACAUUUUUGAUAUUGAGACUGGGAAACAAGUACUCAUGCUGGAAACAAAAGUUAAUUCUGGUAAGAUAUUAAUUAGAAUGUACAAAGCAUUUUUUUUUUUUUUAGAAGAUAAGGUGGUCCACACACACAAAUUGAUUAUACCAAUUCAAGAUAAUUUCAUUAAAAAGUUGCACUGGACAAUUAUUAGAGAAUUUAAUAUGUUUUUGUUUUUUCAUUUUCUUGUGGUUUUGUAAAUGCAUGUUACACAUAUAAAAAAACUGAAAGCCAUACUAAAAUGUUUGAUUUGAAUGUGUAUUUUGUAUUUAUCAAUUAAAUGUUGAUUUUUUUACAUUUUAACCUGCAAUUUAUCUCUUUAAAACAAAUUAUUUGAACAUAAAACCCACCCACACUCAUGUAUCUAUAAAUAUACAUUCUCUAAUAUUAUAGAUUUCUGAUCAAAUAAUUUGAGAAACUAUUAAUCUCUUCUUUAGACACAAGUGGACGGAACCAAAUCAACAGAGUAAUUAAUCAUCCCACCCUACCAAUCUCAAUUACAGCACAUGAAGAUCGGCACAUAAGAUUUUUUGAUAAUAAUACGGGUGAGUUUUAAAAAAAUGCCAUUUUAAUUAUGUAUUGAAUCUUCUUUUAACAGAUUCAAUUGAAAACAAAAACUCAUAGCAUCUAAGCAAUACUCAAAAGCUAUCAGAUGGUAUACACAGACCUGUUUACCCUUGAACUCCUAAAAUCAUACAAUAUUUUUUCAAAGGCGUACAAUACAGUAUCUUAAUAGUAAAUAAAUAAACAUGCAGUAUAUAGAAUGUAUACAAUGACUACUCGCAUAAUGUGUUUAGUGGGACUGAGUUAAGCUGACAUAAAAAAUGGUAACUUCCAAAAGUACAUGACUGAAGUUUAUUUUGCAAUCUUCAGUCACUUUGUUUUGCAGACAUGUAUCAGCAAUAGAUAUCACUUAAUUUCAGGUUAACGUGCAAAUCACGUUAUCACAGUCUGUCACUGAAAAAAAUAAAGUUACUGGUGAAAUUCAACGUUGUUCAAACUGGAAAUCAGCAUAAAAUAAAAUUUAAUGAAAUUAGAAUUAAUUUAACAAAUUAUGCAGUGAAUUUAAAAAAACCCACCAAGUAACUUGAGAUUUAUCAUUUAAGAAUAGAUGGUUUUUUUUAUAAAAGGAUAACAGUCUGAUAACUCCCACAAGCUGUAAAUGGGUAAAAGGAAGAAGGGCUAUUAAAAAUCGUACAGCAAUUUUGUCCGUUCUAAAAAUGGAUUUCAAAUGCCCUCUGAGAUCCUAGAAAAUAUGUCAAAAUCUAAUGUUGCUGUCUGUUAAAGUUGCAAUCUGUAGUUUUCUAUGAUUCUACACUAGCCGCGGUUCAGCUGUAAGAAAUAAUUAUAUCACAAAAUUAUGUCAUACAGCACCAAAGCAAACAAAUGCAUGGAGGUGCCAUGUAUAAAGUAUGUACGGGGGGAAAAAAGUCAAAUUUCACCCCCAUCCUCUCCCUCCUGUUGCACGCUAACUUUUUUUGAUGACCCCCCCCCCCCCCCUUUGCGUAUAUCCAAUGAGCUUUUGACACCCACCCCACAAACCCAACAAAAUACAAUAAUCUUUAUACAAUUAGGAUGUUUGGCAGUAAACAAACUGGGUUUUCACCACUGGCUGUUUGGCAAAUCCACUGGUUCCCAGAAUAUGCACCAUUAUCGCCCUGGGUGCUCAUUGCUCUCAGGCAGAGCCAUGAGAAUAGGGCAAAGAUCCAAAAUUUGGGGGCUCCAAAACUAUUCUUGGAAAUGACCUUAAUAGUGGAUUAAACUAUAAAAUCACAUUUACUUCAUAAAGACAAAGGGCGCUGAACAUGGUCCUUUAACUGGUCUGUCUGAGUGUGGGUGGUAUUGUGUGUACAUAUUUUUGUAUAUGGGUUGCUGCGGCUUCCUCACAGGAACUUUGCAAAAUAAAAUAUUCAAAAUUUUCAUAAUUUAUUUCCAAUGGGUCAUCUAUCGUCUUGGUGCUAACAGUAACCCACUGGAAUAACUACUGUUUGCAGUUACUAGAUGGCGCUUAGUGACCUACAUACUUGCUAUAUUUAUUUUUACCCAACCCUUUAUUUUAUUUUGUUUAUGUAGUCGGUAUUUUGAAAUGUACUUGUUAGAAUUGAACACAGGGAGCCUAAUUAAAACAUGAAUUAGCAGGGAAUAGAAAAUUUUAGAAGCACUGGCGUAGCCCAACAAAAUAUACAUCACAUGCUUAAACAGUAGACUAAAUAUUACUGUAAUAUCUCUACUACUCAGUACUAUCUGAGUAUAUCUAGCCAGUUCCUUUAUGAAAAUACAUGGCAACAUUAAUGCAAUAAUUCACAAAACAAUGCGUGAUAUUUUACAGCAUGCGAGAUAUAAAUAGGAUAUUUUUGGACUCUCAGAGUUUAAGGAUAAAUAUUGUUGAAUUUUUGAAUAGUGUAAGUACUUAAUGGUGAGACACACACCACCCCCACCCUCGCUAUAAAAUCUAUUAAAUCAGCAACCUCUCCCUUCAGUAUGUACGUUCUAUAUAGAUGGGCCCGGAUUAAUUAAAAUUGUCACCAGGGCGACUACACUAAUAAUAUUACUGUUGCAGUGUCUAGCGAGUUCAUUAUGAAAACACAAAGCAGCAAUGUUACCAUCACCACUAUCAUUACAAAAAUGUGGCAGAGUUAAUUUUAUAGACUUGAAUAUUAAGGAAACACACACACACACCCCCACCCCCUUUCCACACACACAAAAUCACCACCACUCCAUUCCCAUCUCAGGGCAAAAGUAAUAUACUGUUAAAUCUCAAAUCACUAUAUCAAUUUUAUUGCUUUUUGGCCAAAUAAAGAUAAUUUAUUAUAGUUUCCUGUGAUUAUUCUUAUUAUGUAAAAAUACUGUUAUUGUUAUUAACAUACAUUAUAUAUAUUAUUGAUUUAUAGUUUCUGUGUUAAGUUACCAUGGAAUCUAUUAGUGUUGAGAAAAAAAUAUUCAUAUUUUUGUUUCUGAUAGUUUAUUUUAUAGAAUGCUAUUGUGUAAUUUAGGAGACUAUUGCAAAUGAAUUUUUUUUUAAAUCUUUUGUUUAGAUUUAAACAUGUUAAAAUAUAAUUAAAAUCCUUUUUUUUAUAUGUUUAUAAAUUAUUUAUUCCAGGCAAAUUAAUUCACUCAAUGGUAGCUCACUUAGACUCUGUUACAAGUUUGGCAAUAGAUCCUAAUGGCUUAUAUCUUUUAUCAGGGAGUAAGUAUGCAUAAUAUUAGUUCUAAUCAUAAUAAUCCAACCCUUUGUUAUCUUAAUUGAUAUAUAAAUAUUUGAGUUGAAAAUGAUUUGAGCAUCAAGUAAAUUCUGUUCAUUGAAUAUAUUCUUCUUUGUUUCUAAAAAAUUCAGGUCACGAUUGUUCAAUUAGGUUAUGGAAUUUAGACAGUAAAACAUGUGUUCAAGAAAUUACUUCCCAUCGCAAAAAGUUUGAGGAGUCUAUUCACGAUGUUGCCUUCCACCCACAAAAACCAUACAUAGCUAGUGCGGGUGCUGAUGCUCUGGCCAAAGUAUUUGUAUGACGUGUUUAGGAGUCUUCUAGUCUAUAAUUAAAGGGAGAUGACCGCAAGCAAUUCCUUAUUGUAUGUGUGUGCUGUUGUAAUGGUACUGUAUUGAAGUUAAGUAAGGCAUCAAGUUGAUUUGAUUUUUGUAGAGCAGACAGAAUUGUUUGUUAAUUUAUUAUGGAGUAAAAUGUUAGUACAUUUUAAGAACUUAUAUAAUGCAGCAUUUAUUUGUCAGGGUUCAGUAAACACUUACAUGGAAGUUUAGGUUUUGUUCAAUAUUCAAAAGCUGAUUAGAUUUUUUUAAAAUCAAAUGCAGUGUAUUUAAUUAUGAGGUGGACUUCUAAAUAAUUUAUCUGUACUAAAUGUAUACAUUUAUUCAAUUCAUUUGCCACCUGAAUCUUUUGAAUCAGAUGGAUCUAAAGUUUCUGGUGAGUCUCUUGUAACAUAACAUUUAGUUGUUACCAAGUGACUAAAAAUAAUUAGGCCCUCUAUUUAUAUCACUGUUCAAUUUUAUAGAUAGGGUGAGAUAUCGUGCUUGGUUAUGUCACCACCCACAUUUUUGCCAACAUUUCUAAAUAUGUAAAGGGUAAGCAUAUAAAAUAUCACUUCCUAAUCUGGAAAAGUUUUAAAGAAAGUAAAGCUAUGAAUUUAAAUGGGCUAUUUUUGUCAUGUUUUCUGCAAUUUCUCUGUAAACAGUAAAUGUUUAUUUCACCCUGUUAAACUUAGAUCAAGAUCUGUUAAGUGAGGAAGGUUUCGAGUGGCUUAUUUGAUUGUCUAAGUGAUGUCAUGUGUAGUGUGAUAUGUAAAAAAGCCAAGGUGCACAUUUUCAACAGAUUUGGAUUUAAAUUAGUAUAUAUUAAAAUCCUUGAUAAAAUGUAUCCCCUAAACCAAGCUGUAACAAACAUGCAAUUGAAAUAUAUAAAAAAAAUUUAUAAGUUAUGAAGUAAAAAACGCUAACAGUUUGACAUUCAGAUAAGAAAUGUUCUCUUUAGUGGCAAUGAAAUUUAACAAAACGGUCUCAACACAAACUUAGAUAUCAACAUAUUAAGACAACUUGCAAUAGUAGGGUUAUUACAAUUUAAUCUGAACUUAGCAAAACUUUAAUAAUAAUAAUAAUGAUGAAAUUUGUUUGCUGAACCCUGAAAUAUGCUUUUCAUGUAUAUUCCUUGCCAGCACCGAAAGGAAGUCCUUUUUCAUCAAUAAUAAUCCCAGAAUUUAAAAAUAUUUUGGUCACAAUAAAACAAAUAGGAGAAAAUGUUAACUCUAAUCUGGUUAUGUUAUAGAUUUCUUUAAAAUUAUAAAAGGAUUUAUCUCAUUACUUGGAAUUAAUGUUUCAGUUUUAUUAGCAAAGAAUCUUAAUGAAAAUUGAUGUACAAGUCUUGUGAUUUUACUUUUAGCUUCUCCAGCCAAAUAAUAAAUAAAAGACAAACUUGAUCUAAAAAGCUUCUUAUUCUGAUAAAUAGUUGGUUCCACAUUGUCCUUGUUUUUCUAUAAAUAAUGGAUAUGUUGCAAGCCAAAGGGUUUAAAUAACUUGGACUUUGCAGUGUUUACUGUUAGUUGGCAUAUCUUUCCUCAGAUCUAUUCUAUAACCAACAAAAAAAUUAGUUGAUUACAAACAGUGAUAGUCCAAUGGGUUACAUUAAGAAAUAUUUUUAAUGUGAGAAUGUAUGCUUAUUAUUUCUUGAAAAACAAUCUUAAAACAUUUUUUUUAAACAUGAAAUAACAAAAGCAAAUCCAUAAUUCUGAUUCCAGUUUAAUUUGCUAGCAUUCUAUUUCUCCAAUCAAAUAUAAAACAUUCAUUUUCACUUACAAUAAAGGCAAACAAUGUAAUGAUAAAGCAUUUUAAUAAAGGCUUUAAAAUAAAGUCAGGUUAAAUAUUUUUUAAAUAUUAAAAUGGAAGACUUUGUAAAGAGCCAAAAUAAAUAAAACAAAUGGAAAUAUAACCCUUAUAAUAUAAUGCAAGUUAUUGACAUUUAAGGUUUUUUUUUCUAUAUUAUAUUUAUAAAAGUAUAAAUUACUAGUUUUCUUAUGGAGAAUCCAUCUAUAGAGAAAACUUGUGAAGAUAAUUUUUUUUUUCCAUUGUGCUAAAUUGUUGACAAAUUAAAUAUAUUUUUAUGAGAAUAAGUCUACUUUUUGGCUGUUAUGUGCUAGCAACUUCUAAAUGAAAAAUCCCAAGAUUUUCUAAUUUUUAAGAAUAGAGAGUUAAAUUUAUGUAUGGUUGGAACAAAUUUCAAAAACAACAUUUUUUUCACCUGGUGAGUUGGGAAACCAAACUUUAGUUAUUCAGCUUUUGUAUUAAUUUCUUUGUAAAUAAAUUAAGAACUAACAAUCAAGUUAAGUUACAAAUAAACACUUACCGGUAUCAGAGUUGACAUGGUACUAUCCACUCUUAUAAAGAAUGAUUUAUACCCCUAAUAUAAUCUCAGAUAUAAAUAUGUAUUAAUAUAUUUUAUGUACCUUGUCCAUUUAAUUCUCUCUUAGCUCCCUUAUUUGCACAGUUGUUGAGUAUUAGAGAAUAAAACACAUUCUGAGAAUCAUCCUUAAAAUGCAAAACUAAAAUUGCCAAUCAUAAAAGAGUUUUAUUUAAUAUAGUAAUUAAACUUUACAAUCCCCACCCUCAAAAGCUAGGAUUUAUUAUAUUUUGGGGUGUUCAUAUUGCCUAAAUUUAUUUACUUUUCAAGGCAAUAUUUUACAAUUAAUCUACUCCUUUAUUUUAGCUGAUCAUAGAGAUCCCUUUUUUUAAAAAAAUAAUUUAAAGGAACUUGCUUCAUUUAGACUUUUCUACUGUGUAAAUUUCUGUAAAAUAAUUUACGACCUUUUGUAUAAAAUAUUUGUAAGUAUCAGUGUAUUGAUAAAUGAGCUAACUCAGUAUUUACUAGUUCUGUAGUGCUUGCUUGUGAAUAUGAGUCAACAAUAUACAUUAUAGGCCAAGACUUACUUUAAGACUCUAAAAUAUAUAUUUUUUUUAAACUCAACCUUUUAUUAUUUAAUAGAAAUCAUCAUUACUACCAUAAACAUCUACAUUUCAAACAAUACCAGAAAACCCCUCCUUUCAGUACUUUGUAAUUUAAUGGUUGUGUUAGUUUUCAUUUAAGUCAUUCAACAUGUGCCGUAUGAAAAGUAGAUGAAUGUGUGCGCUUGCAAUAAAUGUUUGCAUUUCUAUGAUGUAAAGUUUCUUUUGUAACUCCUGGUAUUUCUGUUCUUCUUUUUCACAUUACAUGGAAUAGACAACAUGAGACUUUAUAAAGUGUUUAUUUUUAAAAAGUUAAAAAUACCCCAUUUUGUUAAUAUUUUAUUCAGGUAUAAUUUGACACUAAAAAGAAAUAAAAAUGGUCUUAUGUUAAAUAAGGCUGCAGGUAAUUCUUUUAUAUGUUUCUGCAGUUUUGUUUUCAAAUCUCAUUGUUUGCUGACUUUAUGUAAAGUGAAGAAUUUUUAAUUGAAAUCAAGCUGUGGCCAUAUUUUACAGUUGACAUUAAUAUUUAAAUUGUCAAGAAAGUGAAAACCCAGUUUACAAAAAUGAAAUAUCAUUUGGAAAGGGCUGUUCACUCUUGUGUGCAUACACUUAGCAUUUAGUAGCAGUUUAAAGUAAGAUUGUUAUACUUUUACUUUUUACUGUAGGAUAAUCAAGUGUCUAUUCUUUUAUUAAAAUACAUUAUCUAUUUAUAAAUAUGCUCUUACCGUAAACUAUUGAGAAAAAAAAAUUAUGCAAAUAUGAACAAUAGUGGGCUUCAUUUCAUGAGUAUUGAUAAAAAAAAAAGAACCAGCUUAUUAUUGGUAGUUUUUCCUUAUUAAAUAAGUUAUUUAUGCUGGCACUCCAAAAUUGGUAUUAGACUUGCAACUAAUUUUUUUUUUUUUUAUGAUAGAAGUCAUGAAUAUAGAAGCGAUUUUUUUUUUUCUCUUGUCCUCAUUUUUAAACCUGAGUUAGUAUUGUUAAUCAUGUCAAAUAUUCUGAGCAUAAUAAUAAGCUAUGAACUGUAAACAAAAUAUAAAAAAAAAAGAACAAACUUAUUAUUGGUAGUUUUUUCUUAUUAAAUAAGUUAUUUAUGCUGGCACUCCAAAAUUGGUAUUAGACUUGCAAUUAAUUUUUUUUUUUUUUAUGAUAGAAGUCAUGAAUAUAGAAGCGAUUUUUUUUUUUUCUCUUGUCCUCAUUUGUAAACCUGAGUUAGUAUUGUUAAUCAUGUCAAAUAUUCUGAGCAUAAUAAUAAGCUAUGAACUGUGAACAAAAAUCAUAGCUUUUUCAUUAUGUUAAAAAAAAAUAAUUCAUAUCUUGAGGAGUAAAAUAUGGUAAUUGUUCCUCAAUCUGACACUUAUCUAAUAUAAUUACCAUAAAACCAGAACUAUUUCUAUAGCGCAAAGAUCCACAUGUUUAGUUCUACUAAAAGUUAUAAGUAAAAAUUAAGGAGAGAUUUCUCUGACCUGGUGAUUAGUUUAAAAUGAAUGCUCUACAUAGAAAAGGUUACUGGACAACUAUGAGGACAUCAAAAACAUUCAAUUGGCAGAAAUAGCCAUAUGAACAGUGUCAAAUCUCAUUGAAUCUUGCUGUUUAGGAAAAAAAAUGUAUAAUGGUAGACACUAUAGUCACCAUUUUUUCUUACCUUGCCAUGUUCUCAUGGGUUGCUAUAGGAGAAGUUGGUUCCAAGUGGCAUUUUAUGUAUGGGAGGUGCAGGCUGUUUGAUUUACUCCAAUAUAAGCAGCAACCUUCAUAUGUUUGUCAAUUGUUGCCAAGGGGGCAAAAGUGUGUGUGUGUUAGUUUUACAAAUUUGUAGAGAUUAAAAUGCUAGGAAAAUUUUCAUAUCAUUUGUGGCAUUUUUUUUUUUUCAGUGGUGAUAUUUGUGGUUUUUUCCAUUAAAACCAUGCAUGUUUUACUGAGGUUAAUUUAUUUAGACGGCUCUCAACCUGAUUUUAAAAAGAACUUGAGGUAAUUCUUCACAAAAAGUUGACUUUUUUGGUGUGCCUAAAACAUAUUCUAAAUAAUUUUUUAUAUGGCUGAUUAUUUCUUGCCUAAAACAUAUUCUAAAUUAUUUUUUAUAAGGCUUCACUUUCCUGUUUACUUUGAUAACUGCAAAUCACUAUUUGUAUUUGACCAAGCGUUAACUGACAUUGGCAAAAUAAUUAAUAAAAGUUGAUCAUGUUGUGUUGUACCCUUCUGAAAGCCUCAGCUUAGCAAAUCUCAUUGACUGCUAAGACAGUGUUCAGUAUCAAAACUGUUUUACUGUUGAUUCACUGACCAACAACCAUACGAGUUCCACAUGUUUAUCAUAAGCUGUUCAAUAUUAGAUAUUGUGAAACGCAUUGAUGAAGGUUUUUCAAUCUAGACAAAUGUAUUUCUAUUGUAGCAGCACAUUUUUUUUUUUUUUUUUCCUUUUCUGGUUUGAG